AUGCCGUACCAGCUCACUCCGGCCCAGCUCGAGCUUCAAGCAGCCAGAAGAGCCGCAAAGCUAGCUGCAAAGGCCAAUCCGAAAGCGGCGCCAAAGCUGUCAUCAGAGGAGCUUGAGCGGCGUCGGAUUCUGAAGAGGGAUUGGGUCCAGGUCGGUCAGAGCGAUUCUAAGCGGCGCGUGAGGAUCGUGACAUGGAAUGUCCUCGCCCAGACUCUUGUCCGUCGAGAGCUGUUUCCCGGAUCUGAUUGUCUCAAAUGGGGCGAGAGGAAGCCGAUGCUUCUAGCUGAACUUGAGCGUCACUCCUCAGCAGACAUAAUCUGCCUUCAAGAAUGUGAUCGACUAAAGGAGUUUCUCCCUGCCAUGCCGGAUCACUCGUACAUUGAAGCUUUUGGCCCCAACAAGAAGCACGGUCUUUUGAUCUUCUUCAGACGAUCUCGUUUCCGAGCUCGAUCACAGAGGACCGUAUAUCUUGACGAAGAGGAGCUCUCUCCUUACACCGCCGUGAAUGGGAAUGCCUCGAUCAACGGUCAAGACAAGCAGCCGUCGUCAAGCUCAAAGGGAGAUGCUGCUCCUGGAGACAUCGGUCGAAGACGCGGUGGCAGCCGUUGUACGAGGAAUGUUGGUCUCGUAGUUGCUCUUGAGUCAGUGGACGCUCUGGAUCAAGGCAUAGUCAUUGCCACAACUCAUCUAUUUUGGCAUCCGAAGUUCAGCUACGAACGUAUACGACAGCUAAUUGUCCUCGCUCGCGCGAUCCAGACCUUCAAGCAGAAUGAAGUUCGUACGCCUUGGCCAACGAUACUUGCCGGAGAUCUGAAUAUGACACCAUGCGAAGCUACUUAUCAGCUGAUCACUAGUCCAUCGCAAGCCUUGCCACAGGAGCUCGUCGACGAAUUCGAGACGUCUCGACUGGUCCACACUUCGGUCGACAAGGCUCUCUCUCAACUUGGGCCCGCGUCGGCCGAUCAGAUCCCUGCAAACGACGAUAACCCUUCAACAUCACCUCCUGCCGUAGAUCAUGACAACAAUGACGAGAAAGACGAUGACGGUGACGAUGACGAGCAAGAGCCUCCGGAUACGGACGAGCGAUCCGUAGCGGGAACCCGACACCCCGGACCCAACGAUGGGAUUUUGUCCUUCGAAUCACUUGUCCCUCAUCUCCGCGAGGUCUUACCUGAAGGCCUGUCGAGUGCAUAUGAUACUUCACGUUGGGUUUCCGGAAAUGAAGAGACCUUCGAGCGUCGUGGUGGGUUCAAGCGGCAUUUCGAAAACACUCCGGCAAGUCUCAAGGGGCAGAAUGAGCCGGGAUAUACGUGUUAUACACCGUUGUUCAAAUUGACUUUGGACUAUCUGCUCUUGUUCCCUGAUGAUCGUGUCGCCUUUACAGCCCUGCUUAGACCAGCACAAUCUGGUGAUCUCUCGGAGGGGUUGCCAAGAAAGGGUAUCUGUGCGAGCGAUCACUUGGCUGUGGGCUGUGAGCUGGCUUGGUGACGGUCCAGCCUGGAAAGCAUAUAAAAGCAUAUGGCGGACAUGCUGCUUCGGCCAAUGUACAAUGUUUCAGGAUUUGCAUACUUGAGUCACGAGUCUACCGACCGCGCCCCAGAAAAUCUCGUCAAGAGUCUGCGACACGGCGGCGCAUAAAUAACACGAGCUGAAAGACUGACUACGAUCCGUUAAGA
Molecule: messenger RNA, 1676 nt
Organism: Kockovaella imperatae
Lineage: Eukaryota; Fungi; Basidiomycota; Tremellomycetes; Tremellales; Cuniculitremaceae
Product: Endonuclease/exonuclease/phosphatase
Exons: 7
Coding region: 1-1488 (495 amino acids)
Molecular function (GO): poly(A)-specific ribonuclease activity
Source: RefSeq, a predicted model, not a curated record